Molecule: messenger RNA, 1634 nt
Organism: Quercus lobata
Lineage: Eukaryota; Viridiplantae; Streptophyta; Magnoliopsida; Fagales; Fagaceae
Product: aspartic proteinase CDR1-like
Exons: 1
Coding region: 43-1380 (445 amino acids)
Biological process (GO): proteolysis
Cellular component (GO): extracellular region
Molecular function (GO): aspartic-type endopeptidase activity
Source: RefSeq, a predicted model, not a curated record
CCUACACAUUUUCAUCAACACCUCUCCAACAAUCAUUUAAUCAUGGCAUCUCAUCAUCACUCACUUCUUUCUUUGGCUGCAUCAGCAACUACGUUCUCCGUUAUCUUGCUUUGUUGCUUCACUCUCAUUGAGGCUCUCAAUGGAGGCUUUAGCGUGGAUCUCAUCUAUCGCGACUCUCCGGACUCUCCCUUCUAUAACGCUUCUGAAACUCAUUCGCAGCGCGUAGCCAAGGCCUUGCGGCGUUCCAUUAACCGUGUCAAUCAUUUUAAGCCAAGUUCUUCAGUCUCUCCCAAUUUAGCCCAAACAGAUAUAAUCUCAAAUAGUGGCGAAUACCUCAUGAAAUACUCAGUUGGUACGCCACCAGUGGCAAUACUAGGCGUUGCUGAUACUGGUAGUGAUUUGAUAUGGCUACAGUGUAAACCUUGCACUGAGUGCUAUAAUCAAGCAGCUCCAUUUUUUGAUCCUAAGAUGUCCACAACCUACAAAAGCGUUUCUUGCACUUCAUCACAAUGUGAGUCUCUAAGGAAAACAUCAUGCUCCAACGAUGGAACAAGUUGUCAAUAUUCCGUCUCUUAUGGAGACCAGUCAUUCUCAAACGGAGACCUUGCUGUAGACACUUUCACUCUGGGAUCAACUACAAGCGAUAAUCCUGUGUCUCUCCCUAAAACUAUCAUAGGGUGUGGACAUGAUAAUAAUGGUCACUUUGACGCCAAAGGUUCGGGCAUUGUUGGCCUUGGAGGCGGCACGGUUUCCCUUGUUUCCCAAUUGAGUUCUUCUAUUAGAGGCAAGUUCUCCUAUUGCUUGGUGCCAUUAACUUCAAGAGACAAAAAAUCAAGCAAAUUGAAAUUUGGUAGUGACGCCGUGGUUUCGGGUCCUGGAACCGUGUCUACUCCCUUAGUCCCCAAAAGUCCAGACACCUUCUAUUUCCUAACACUCGAAGCAAUGAGUGUUGGCAGCAAAAGAUUAGACUUGAGCGGUUCUUCUGGCUCCGGAGACUUAGAGGGCAAUAUUAUCAUUGAUUCAGGCACAACAGUGACAACGUUGCCAACAGAAUUCUACUCCGAGUUUGAAUCAGCAGUAGCAGAAGAAAUUGAUUUAGAGCGCGGUGAUGACCCGAGUCAGUUUCUAAGUCUUUGCUACAAGCCCACAUCAGAUUCUAUAGAAAUUCCUAGUAUCACAGCUCAUUUCACUGGUGCAAAUGUGAAGUUAAAUCCAGACACCACCUUCGUUCAAAUAAAUGAGGAACUUUUGUGCUUGGCUUUCCGUGCUAAUCAAGAUGUUACCAUCUUCGGUAACUUGGCCCAGUCCAAUUUGUUAGUAGGCUAUGACCUUGUGAAGAAAACUGUAUCUUUCAAGCCAACGGACUGCACCAAGCUCUAAGCUGGAAAUUAAAACUGCAUCUUUAUUUAAUUUUAUCUAUCAUUUAAAUAAGCAUGCAUUGGGUGGGUUCCAUGUGCCUAUAUAUGUGUUCUUGGCUUUUGCUGGAGACCACGGUUUUAGCAUGGGAUUGAUACAUAUAUGCUGCCUUCAGUUCUAGUAUGGAGAUGGAUGCAAGAAAUGUUGGAUAUGAUCCUGAUGUAAUGUUGUUUGAAAUAGAAAACAAAAUGGUGCCUGUUGAUUUUUUUUUUAUUUUU